Molecule: messenger RNA, 2583 nt
Organism: Hypanus sabinus (Atlantic stingray)
Lineage: Eukaryota; Metazoa; Chordata; Chondrichthyes; Myliobatiformes; Dasyatidae
Product: basic proline-rich protein-like
Exons: 1
Coding region: 1-2583 (860 amino acids)
Source: RefSeq, a predicted model, not a curated record
AUGGGAGGUGCUGCUGGACGAGGCCCCCCGCCCGGAGAGCCGGUCCCACUGACGGGGCACACUCAACUGGGAGCUGCUGCUGGACGGGGCCCCCCGCCCGGAGAGCCGGACCCACUGACGGGGCACACUCAGCUGGGAGCUGCUGCUGGACGGGGCCCCCCGCCCGGAGAGCCGGACCCACUAACGGGGCGCACUCAAAUGGGAGCUGCUGUUGGACGGGGCCCCCCGCCCGGAGAGCCGCACCCACUGACGGGGCACACUCAGCUGGGAGCUGCUGUUGGACGGGGCCCCCCUCCCGGAGAGCCGGGCCCACUGACGGGGCACACUCAAAUGGGAGCUGCUGCUGGACGGGGCCCCCCGCCCGGAGAGCCGGACCCACUGACGGGGCACACUCAGCUGGGAGCUGCUGCUGGACGGGGCCCCCCGCCCGGAGAGCCGGGCCCACUGACGGGGCACACUCAGCUGGGAGCUGCUGUUGGACGGGGCCCCCCGCCCGGAGAGCCGGACCCACUGACGGGGCACACUCAAAUGGGAGCUGCUGUUGGACGGGGCCCCCCGCCCGGAGAGCCGGACCCACUGACGGGGCACACUCAGCUGGGAGCUGCUGCUGGACGGGGCCCCCCGCCCGGAGAGCCGGUCCCACUGACGGGGCGCACUCAAAUAGGAGCUGCUGUUGGACGGGGCCCCCCGCCCGGAGAGCGGGACCCACUGACGGGGCACACUCAGCUGGGAGCUGCUGCUGGACGGGGCCACCCGCCCGGAGAGCCGGUCCCACUGACGGGGCACACUCAAAUGGGAGCUGCUGUUGGACGGGGCCCCCCGCCCGGAGAGCCGGGCCCACUGACGGGGCACACUCAGCUGGGAGCUGCUGUUGGACGGGGCCCCCCGCCCGGAGAGCCGGGCCCACUGACGGGGCACACUCAGCUGGGAGCUGCUGCUGGACGGGGCCCCCCGCCCGGAGACCCGGACCCACUGACGGGGCACACUCAGCUGGGAGCUGCUGUUGGACGGGGCCCCCCGCCCGGAGAGCCGGGCCCACUGACGGGGCACACUCAAAUGGGAGCUGCUGUUGGACGGGGCCCCCCGCCCGGAGAGCCGGACCCACUGACGGGGCACACUCAGCUGGGAGCUGCUGCUGGACGGGGCCCCCCGCCCGGAGAGCCGGACCCACUGACGGGGCACACUCAGCUGGGAGCUGCUGUUGGACGGGGCCCCCCGCCCGGAGAGCCGGACCCACUGACGGGGCACACUGAGCUGGGAGCUGCUGCUGGACGGGGCCCCCCGCCCGGAGAGCCGGUCCCACUGACGGGGCACACUCAAAUGGGAGCUGCUGUUGGACGGGGCCCCCCGCCCGGAGAGCCGGACCCACUGACGGGGCACACUCAGCUGGGAGCUGCUGUUGGACGGGGCCCCCCGCCCGGAGAGCCGGACCCACUGACGGGGCACACUCAGCUGGGAGCUGCUGUUGGACGGGGCCCCCCGCCCGGAGAGCCGGUCCCACUGACGGGGCACACUCAAAUGGGAGCUGCUGUUGGACGGGGCCCCUCGCCCGGAGAGCCGGACCCACUGACGGGGCACACACAAAUGGGAGCUGCUGCUGGACGGGGCCCCCCGCCCGGAGAGCCGGACCCACUGACGGGGCACACUCAGCUGGGAGCUGCUGCUGGACGGGGCCCCCCGCCCGGAGAGCCGGUCCCACUGACGGGGCACACUCAAAUGGGAGCUGCUGCUGGACGGGGCCCCCCGCCCGGAGAGCCGGACACACUGACGGGGCACACUCAAAUGGGAGCUGCUGUUGGACGGGGCCCCCCGCCCGGAGAGCCGGACCCACUGACGGGGCGCACUCAAAUGGGAGCUGCUGCUGGACGGGCCCCCCCGCCCGGAGAGCCGGUCCCACUGACGGGGCACACUCAGCUGGGAGCUGCUGUUGGACGGGGCCCCCCGCCCGGAGAGCCGGACCCACUGACGGGGCACACUCAGCUGGGAGCUGCUGUUGGACGGGGCCCCCCGCCCGGAGAGCCGGACCCACUGACGGGGCGCACUCAAAUGGGAGCUGCUGCUGGACGGGGCCCCCCGCCCGGAGAGCGGGACCCACUGACGGGGCACACUCAGCUGGGAGCUGCUGCUGGACGGGGCCCCCCGCCCGGAGAGCCGGACCCACUGACGGGGCACACUCAAAUGGGAGCUGCUGUUGGACGGGGCCCCCCGCCCGGAGAGCCGGACACACUGACGGGGCACACUCAAAUGGGAGCUGCUGCUGGACGGGGCCCCCCGCCCGGAGAGCCGGUCCCACUGACGGGGCACACUCAGCUGGGUGCUGCUGCUGGACGGGGCCCCCCGCCCGGAGAGCCGGUCCCACUGACGGGGCACACUCAGCUGGGAGCUGCUGCUGGACGGGGCCCCUCGCCGGGAGAUGUGACCGGCAUUUCCUGUCACCACUGUGGAGCAGAUGGAGUACGAAAGACUUUGGAAAGUAAAGGAGGGACCGAGCAAAGGAGCGGGCUGACGUUUCGGAGAGGAUACGUUCCUAUCGGUGAAUCAAGGGAAACUCUAAAGUACCAAACACUUUUCCUGAAAGGUUAG